AUGAUUCAAAAAUUUACAUGUGUACCUGCUACUGACUAUGAUGUCAUUGUUGUAUCCAAUGGAACUAAGAGUCAAAUUCAAUCUAAAGUAGCUGUUGCAAAACCUGCUAGAAUAACGUAUUUACACGAUUUACCAUCCUUGAGUUCAUAUCUUUCCGAAGUGCCCAAUUUUACUGGGAAAAUCAUAUUUAUGUUUUUUGAUGGGGUUCAAUAUAUUCAAGAUUUUAUCUGUGAUGCCAUAGACCUUUAUGGUAAAACUCCAUUUUCUUUAGUUCAAAAUGCUUACUUUUAUUUUGAUAAACUUGAGAAUGACCCUGUAAACUUAGAUCUUCAAUUCAAUACUGUUGCUGUUAUAGUCAAUGAUGUGUUGAAAAAGUCAAACUUCAUGUUAGAUAGGGUCCGUGGUGUUUAUAUCGAUGAUCUACUGUUGGUUGGUGAUAGAAGUUUUUCGAUGAAAAGAUUGAUCUGCAAUUUCCCAAAUGUAGAAAAGUUUGUUUUACAAAGCAAUGCCAAAAUUACAUUUUGA
Molecule: messenger RNA, 525 nt
Organism: Candida dubliniensis CD36
Lineage: Eukaryota; Fungi; Ascomycota; Pichiomycetes; Serinales; Debaryomycetaceae
Exons: 1
Coding region: 1-525 (174 amino acids)
Source: RefSeq, a predicted model, not a curated record